This is a messenger RNA of Xenia sp. Carnegie-2017, 2846 nucleotides long. RefSeq names its product NLR family CARD domain-containing protein 3-like. The record is from RefSeq and is a predicted model, not a curated record. Bases 220 to 1680 code for a protein of 486 amino acids. Gene Ontology annotation, molecular function: protein binding. NCBI's taxonomy places the organism in Eukaryota, Metazoa, Cnidaria, Anthozoa, Malacalcyonacea, Xeniidae. The transcript is spliced from 2 exons.
AAUAGUGCUUUUCAUGAGGUAGCAAAUUGUGGUAUAUUUCACCGUAUACAGGAUGCAAAACGCUUACAGUACUGUUUCCUACACUUGACUAUUCAAGAGUUUCUGGCUGCGCAAUGUAUUGUAGACGAAUGGAGCAAAAUUCCACAGUUUUUGGAUUAUAAUAAACGUGAUCCUAAAUGGCAAUUGGUGAUACAGUUUGUCGCUGGUCUAAUUGGAGACAUGAAGAGAUCUGGUAGCAUAAUAGAUACUAAAACAUUAAAAGAAGUUGAAGAACGGUUUAAAGACUGGAUUUCAAAUUUGUUUUCCGUGAACGGCGAUAAAGUCCUUGGUUUUCUUGGAGUAAAGUGCUUAUACGAGUUGCAAGACAAAGAUUUCAUGAGCUCAGCUUGCACAGAGUUAAAGAAUUCUUCUGAAAUAUUGGAAAUUAAUUACGUUUCUUUUACGCCUGUUGAUUCAAACGCAUUGUUUGAAUUUCUAUCCGAAUGUGAACACAUAACACGUGUUUCUUUUGAAGAUUGCAAGUUUCUUGAUAAUCAUAGCUUUCUUCCUUUAAAAAACUAUUUGUCAAGUGGGAGAGCGGAAAUUUUGAUUAACUUAAAGUUUUGUCGUUGUACUUUAGGCAAUCUUUUCUGUGAGCAUUUUAUUGAAGCUUUAAAGAGUGAGAAUUGCAAACUAACUAAGUUGGAAAUUUUAGUUACCGAAAUAGGUGAUGAAGGUGCUGAAUGCUUUCGUAAAGCUUUGAUAAGUCAGAGUUGUAAACUUACUGAAUUAACUCUUCGGUGUGUCAGUAUAGGUGAUAAAGGUGCAGAAUAUCUUAGUAAAGCUUUGAAAAGUGAGAAUUGCAAACUUACUACAUUGGAUCUUAGUAAUAACAUUAUAGAAGGUAAGGGUGCGAAUUUUCUUAGUGAAGCUUUGAAAUGUGAGAGUUGUAAACUUACUGAAUUGAAGCUUGAUUAUAAUCACAAAAUAGAAGGUGAAGGUGCGAAAUCUGUUAUUGAAGCUUUAAAAAGUGAGACAUGUAAACUUACUAAAUUGCAUCUUAAUUCUAGCAAUAUAGGUGACGAAGGUGCAAAAUAUUUUAGUGAAGCAUUAAAAAGUGAGAGCUGUAAGCUUACUGAAUUGCAUCUUCAUUUUAACAACAUAGGAGAUAAAGGUGCUAAAGAUCUUAGUGAAGCUUUGAAAAGUGAUAAUUGUAAACUUAGUGAAUUGUAUCUUCAUACAAACCAAAUAGGUGAUGAAGGUGCAAAAUAUCUUAGUGAAGCAUUGAAAAGUGAGAAUUGUAAACUUACUAAUUUAAGUCCUGAUAGCAACCAAAUAGGUGAUGAAGGUGCAAAAUCUCUUAGUGAAGCUUUAAAAAGUUAUAAUUGUAAACUUACUAGUUUAAAUCUUGAAAGCAACCAAAUAGGUGAUGAAGGUGCAAAAUAUCUUAGUGAAGCUUUAAAAAGUUAUAAUUGUAAACUUACUAGUUUAAAUCUUAAUAGCAACCAAAUAGGUGAUGAAGGUGCAAAAUAUCUUAGUGAAGCUUUAAAAAGUUAUAAUUGUAAACUUACUAGUUUAAAUCUUAAUAGGAACCAAAUAGGUGAUGAAGGUGCAAAAUAUCUUAGUGAAGCAUCGAAAAGUGAAAAUUGGAAACUUUCUCAACUGUAUAUAAAGGGUUACAAUAUACGAAAGAAUGUUUGAAAGAAUGGGUUGCAAUAUAUGUGAUUAAGGUGCUAAAUAUCUUAGUAAAGCAUUCAAAGUUUGAAUUGCAAACUUAUCAAAUAGGAUAUUGGGAAUAACAAAAUAGCAGCUAAAGGUGUGAUCUAUCUUGGUGAAGCUUUGAAAAAAAAGAUGUAAGCUUACUGAAAUAAAUAUCCUUAUAAACAAUAUGGGUGAUGAAGGUGCAAAUUAUCUUAGUGAAGUUUUGAAAAGUGAGAAUUGUAAACUUACUGAAUUGUCACUUGAUUAUAACAAUAUAUGUGAUGAAGGUGCGAAAUCUCUUAGUGAUACUUUAAAAGUGAGAAUUGUAAGCUCACUAAAUUGAGCAUUGAUAGUAACAGUAUAGGUGUUGAAGGUGAUAAAUAUCUUAGUAACACAAUAUAUAGUGAGAAUAUAUCUUCCAACAAGUGAUUUUUAUUUUUAGUUAUAUUUCCUACAAACGAUUUUUCUCUUUGCAUGAUACAUGAUAAAAAUAGUAAAAAUGUAUGUAUUUUUCUGCUUCAAAAUUUGUAAUUUAAACAUUUAUAUGUUUUAUCAGCAAAAUAAGUAAAAAACUGUUCACAGUGAACAAUAUAUCUUUCUUGUGACUUUCCUUUUAAAAAGUGUUUCUUGAUUUAAAAACUAUUUUCAAAUCUCUUUACAUAGCUAUGUUAAUUCAUUUGCAGAGAAAAAGUAUAGUUUGAUUAGUAAUCAUGUAUUGUUCAUUUAUUUAUUUUGCUCUUUUUGCAUUGUUUACUGCAAAGAGUAAAGACUUCAACAAACAAUGUUGGAAUUAAAUCAUGUUAUAAUCACUUUGUAAUUAUCAAAAGAAAUUUCAAUAAACAUGAACACAUUGAAUGUUUUCCUUAAAAAUUCCUUUCCAGUCAACAGAUUUAUGAAUAAAUUCCGUCUAAUAGUCAUAAAAACGCAAUAUUUUUUUAGUUAAAAAUAAACAAGAUAUAUAAUUGAGGUAGUCUUCUGAAGAAUUCGUUAUUGCAUGAACGUAAGAAAACGUGCUCCAUAUGUGAACAUUUUUAUACAGACAUUGUAAUUAACUUUUUUUUCUGAACUUAUCCUAUAUACUUAUCCUAUAAACUGUCGUAUGUAUUCUUUGUAAAUGACAAAACUUAAAUUAAAUGAAGAUAUAAUCUUCGCACUUUGCUGGACAA